Molecule: messenger RNA, 891 nt
Organism: Marasmius oreades (fairy-ring Marasmius)
Lineage: Eukaryota; Fungi; Basidiomycota; Agaricomycetes; Agaricales; Marasmiaceae
Exons: 4
Coding region: 87-626 (179 amino acids)
Source: RefSeq, a predicted model, not a curated record
CGACUUUCGAUCUCGGCCCCGUUGGAUUCACCACCGAUGGUGAGCCAGGUUUGUCAAAGACCAUUUCCAACCGAUCACCUUGGAAGAUGGGAGGACACGCCUACUACUCACUGGCAGAUUUUGUUCUUUGUUGCGUUCAAAUAUGGAUUCGAUACAGGAGGCUAUGUCAAUCAUGCAGCACCUUGAGUACGCUCAAGAUACGGAAAGACGAAUGGCCAGACUCUGCCUUGAUUGACUCGAUCUACCUGGACCUUCUUCCUAUUUUUGACUGCAGGCGUGAUGCCGAGUUAAAUCCCAUUCCCUUGGAUAUGGUUGAUAUUGAAACACCAUAUUACCUGUUCCCUGAUCCUGAUGGGCAAUCAGUAAUCCCAGAGAGCCGACGCAUAUCGCUGGGACUUCCUUCCUUUGGGCCAUGGGUUUCUCCUGUCUAUUACAUUUGGAACACUGAGACGUACGACGUCAUCCGAGCAUGGCAGGAGGCGAGAGGUUUUGAUCCCUUGACGACCGAGUUCGCUCGUUCUUUGGGCUAUCCAAUUAUGGACCCAAUAUUUCCCGACCCCAUGAACUCUCUAAAGACACUUGUUUCCCUUCUUCCUUCGGCGAGAGCGAAGGUGCUAUGGAUGUAGGCGUUUACGAAGCUCCGAUGGUCAAUGCGGGUGGGGAUAUGGAGGUGGAUUAGGGUUGGGCGACAGUCUUAGAGCUAAACACCGAGUCGGGUUCCAUCCACCCAAAUUGAGCACCACCGGGUACCUACGAUCCCUAAUGGCCUCGUCGAUAGCCAAGUCCGAUCCGUAUGUACAUAAUAUUGGGUCGCCAGUGUUGUCCUACUUAGUACCGGACUGCUUUGAUUUUUUCUACGUCGACUGUGAGAAUGUGAGACUGCUCAAGCGC